Didymella exigua CBS 183.55 is the source of this 1095-nucleotide messenger RNA. RefSeq names its product proteasome subunit alpha type-3. Gene Ontology annotation, cellular component: nucleus; proteasome core complex, alpha-subunit complex; proteasome core complex. The record is from RefSeq and is a predicted model, not a curated record. Bases 133 to 1005 code for a protein of 290 amino acids. NCBI's taxonomy places the organism in Eukaryota, Fungi, Ascomycota, Dothideomycetes, Pleosporales, Didymellaceae. Gene Ontology annotation, biological process: ubiquitin-dependent protein catabolic process. The transcript has 4 exons.
GCCUGUAUCAACACCAUCACCGAGCUCCGCCGAUCGACUGCACUCCACCGAUUCGAUUGCUGUAUCUGAUCAGCUCCAACUCGCCGCUAGAGACGCUCUCCAUAGACUCAGACACACACACCUCGCUUCGCCAUGACAUCGAUAGGUACGGGUUACGACCUGUCCAACUCGGUCUUCUCGCCUGAUGGCCGUAAUUUCCAGGUCGAGUACGCAGUCAAGGCAGUAGAGAAUGGCGGCACAGCAGUCGGCAUCAGGUGCAAGGACGGCGUCGUGCUGGCUCUCGAGAAGCUCAUCACCAGCAAGCUGCUGAAGGCAGGCGCGAACAAGAGGAUAGCAACAGUCGACAGGAACAUGGGCAUCGUCUCCUCAGGCCUCCUCCCCGACGGUCGCCACUUCGUCUCCAGAGCCCGCGAUGAGGCAGCCCAAUGGCGGCAGCUGUACAAGGCACCCAUCCCGGUAGCCUCGCUCGCCGACCGCAUGGGCAGCUACGCGCAAGCCUACACCCUCUACUCCAGUGUACGCCCCUUCGGUAUCACAGCGAUCGUCGCAGGCUGGGACUCAGAGGCCGAGCUGCCGGUCGAUGGGCAGGUUGGCUCAGGGCCAAAGGCCGGCUCAGGUGGCAAGAAGGAGGGCGCGAAGCACGGCGGACCUUCUCUGUACAUGAUUGAGCCGAGCGGCCUGUACUGGGGAUACUACGGUGCUGCUACCGGCAAGGGCCGUCAGAUCGCCAAGUCCGAACUCGAGAAGCUCAACCUUGCCGCGGGCGAGCUGUCGCUGCAAGACGGUGUCAAGGAGGCCGCACGCAUCAUCUACGUUGCACACGACGACAACAAGGACAAGGAGUUCGAGCUGGAGCUGACCUGGAUCAGCAAUCUGGACGGACCCACUAAGGGCAGGCACGAGGAGGUACCGAAGGAGAUCAGGGAAGAGGCCGAGAGGCUGGCGAAGAAGGCGCUGGAGGGUGACGAUGAGGAUGAGGAGGAAGAAGAGAAGAUGGAGGAGUAGGCCUCGGCCAGGUGCAUCUCACGCUACACCAUUGGCACACCAUAGACGGUCACCAUGAUAACGAAAUGCUCAUGGAGCACAUUGACGAAC